AGCUGUUCGGGGCCGGCUGAGCGACGCAACUGGCUGCGUGUUGCGGACACUGGCUGCUCUGCAGGGGAGAGGCUGCUGGAGGGUGGCUGGGGCCGUGGGAGCGGCGGGGUUCCUGGGGAGGGGGGAAAUUGCCCCUUCCCCCGAGUAAAGAAGGAGCUGGGGAGGGGACAGAGAAGAUUGAGGAGACCCCCCUGUAUCCCUCUCUGGCGUAAGGGGUGAGCAGGAAAUUGGGGGACCCCCCUUCCAUCCCCUCCCCCACCCGUGCAGAGUGGGUUUUGCUGCGUGGGGAGGAAAUUGGGGGGCCCCCUGCCUGUGCCCUGGAGUAAAGGCUGAGGGGAGUGGAGAACAAGCAGGAAAGCAGAGAGACCUUUGUGGGGGGCUCAGUGUGGGGGAGCCCUGGCCUGGCUGGGAGGCGCAUUGUUUACUCUGCCCGAGGGGGGUCCUGCCAUGAGCACCCCUCAGGAAAGCCCCUCCAGAGCCCAGGCACCUCUGCUGCCCGCACUGGUGCCCCACUGACUGGGGGGGAGGGAUGGCCUCCCCAUCCAGGCAGGGGUCCCCUGGAGGGGCUGGGCUGCUCUGCGGCAGCAAGACCCGGUCCUACGGCAGCCUCGUCAAGUCAAUGUGCUCCCCGGUGAGGGAGAGGAGGGUGGAACAUCGCCUGGAGCCGGGGGACACCUUGCAGGGGCUGGCGCUCAAGUAUGGGGUCACGAUGGAGCAGAUCAAGCGGGUGAACCGGCUGUACACCAGUGACUCCAUCUUCCUCAAGACGACACUGCACAUCCCCGUCCUGGUGGAGCCCAAGCAGAUGGCGAAUGGCUUAAACCUGGAGGAAGAGGAAGAGGAGGCGGAGGAAGGAGCCAGGCGGCCCCCCACGGGAGAGGAGAAGCCGGUGCUGAAAAACGGCUCCAUGACCAGCACAGGCACCACCCCCCGCCACGACCUCUCGGCCACGGAUUUCUUAAGGAAGCUCGACUUGGAGAUCAGCCUGUCCAAGAAGGCUGCGGUGAAGAAGCUACGGGAGCGGGAGAUUGCAAUCGCCAGGGCCGAGCUAGGAGCCAGCAGGACCGUCUCCUAUCAGAACGAGCCCUCGCCUCACGCUCAGCAGCGCGCCCUGCUGGGCCCCGUGCCGCUCACCAAAACCACCCGGGCCGCCACGCUGCGGGACCAGGAGGACGAGAUCUUCAAGCUCUGAUGGGCGGAGCCUUCUUUUCCCCAUGGACUCGCCUCUCCCCUCCUAGCCGGCGCGUCCAGCCACGGGGGGGUGGGGAGGGCAGCGCAGGGUUUGUGAUGGCCCUGCCAGGGGGACCCGGACGGUGCUGAGGCCCUGAUCCUGGCAGGAGCCUGCGUGAGUCCUCCGGCUGCCCCUGCCUUCGCACCGAUCUGCGGAGGGAUGGGCUGGCUGCAGAGGGAGCAGUGUAUGGGGGACGUUCUGCGGCUGGGGGGGGCGUGCACAGAGACGUGUUAUGGGGGUGACUGGUAGAGCGCCCCCUUGGGGCGGGGGAGUCUCAGCGACACGCUCUAAUGCCCAGCGUUUUCUGCGCUGCUCUGCUCUUCGCUGGCCUUUCCCACAGCCGGGCUCUGAGCUCCCCGUCCCAGAGCACCCGCCUCUUCCUGUCCCAUCCCGUCAGGUCGCCGUGUUCGGAGACAGCCCCGUUGCCUGCAACCCCCUUGGGUCUCCUUGGCUCCCCUGCUGAGACUUUAGGGAAAGGCCUUGGGAUCAGGUCCUCCGCCCGGCCCCCCCAAUCAUCUACUGAUGCCCCUCAAUCCCGACCCGCAGCCCCCCUGCUCUUCCUGUUGUGGGACCUUGAUGUGUUUCUAAAUGAAACAGGCGCCUUCACGAGCCUGACGUCCUGGGGGGUGUCAGGACCCUCGGCAGCUGAUCCCAUAGGACGCCUGGCAGGCAAGAGUCAUCGUUGCCUGCAGCUCCCACUGCCAGCGAGCCCAUGUGGGGUCGGGCUCUCGGGGCCCAGCUCCCACACGGGAAGGGCUCAGCAUCCGCUGUGCUGAAACCCAGCCCCUUGGGCCUGAGUUGAAAUCCACCCGAGUCUUUCCAUUGACCUCUGGAGUGGGGCCUGGCAUGGGGGCUGAGGGGGCAAAUUCCAUACGCUGCUUGGCUUCCUUCCCCUGAAAGCGAUGGGCACAACCCCUCCCACCCCCGCUCCCCGUGGAUCUGUCCCCUGAGUCUGUCAGAGCUACUCAAUGACCUCUCACUGCUUAGGAUUACUCUUAGCUUGGUUCUGGGGGAGGAGCCAGGGUCUGCCCCUCCUUGUGUGCCAUUAAUCCAAGAGCUGACCAAUCCUUUCUGCCUGUCUGGCCCCACUGGGGCUGUCUGGAGCCCCUGUGAUACUAGCGCUGAUGAUCGCCUGUUAAUUUGUCUCUUGGUUACUGGGCGUGAGGUGUGAGAGGGAAAACACCCAGCUUGACUCUCAGCUCCCAAGCUGAUGUUUCAGGCCGGGGAGGGGGCGGAACGGGGGACAGAUGAUAGCUAGUGGCUUGUAAGCGGUGUUUGUGGGCCAGGGGUGAAUGGAGGAACUCCCAGAACAGCCCCUCCUUGGAAGGCGUUAGCUGCUUGAGCCGAGCCAGAAGCCCCAGACUCUGAAUGGGGCAGGUAAGCCGGGCCCUGAUUUCCCCACUCAUCUGUUUCAUUCAGCCGUACUGAUUUGGAACCCUUUGCUGUCCAUCACGGCCCAGCUCUGGAGAGGGAAACGGAGUUAAAAAUAAAACCCGCCCUUGGGUUCCUCUUUAAAGCUGCCUCGCCGCUGAGAGACCCAGAUCCUCUUUUAAUAACUCUGCCAGGUAUUUCUCAGGCACAAGAGUGAGAUCGGCCGCCCGGCCAGCGGCAAAGGGACUUGCAAAUAAAACUGUUCCAUCCUGAUUGCUCUUUGAACAAAA
This is a messenger RNA of Chrysemys picta bellii (western painted turtle), 2892 nucleotides long. It is a transcript of the gene LYSMD1, whose product is annotated as LysM domain containing 1. The record is from RefSeq and is a predicted model, not a curated record. NCBI's taxonomy places the organism in Eukaryota, Metazoa, Chordata, Testudines, Emydidae.